GCCCGUUUGUGCUACGACCCGAACGGAAAGUCAAAACCCGCCCCCCCAACACUCUCUCCGGACCGUGUAAGUGAAACGCGGCGCGCUUGGUCCGUAGAGUUGAUCUCAUCUCGUUUUUCAAACCCCCUCCACGCGUCUUGACUGGUAGGUGUUUGUGCGUGUGUGUAGCCCACCACCCACCCACCCACCGAGGCUAGAAAGUUGGGGAAAGUUGGUGGUCAUUGUCAACAGCACGCACGCUCGGCAAGGGGCUGCCUCCUCAACCAUCAUUUUUGUUGGCAAACCUCUCUCUGCCUCACUCACCUUACGCGGCCAACAGCACCCGUACUGCUGCUCUCCUCUCCCGACGCUCGCACGUGAAGAAGAUGAUGCACCAUGCAUUCCGAAACUUCGCUAUGCUCACGCUGAUGGUGUUUGCCGUCGCCCGAUUCGCCCACGCCCAGGACCCAGCCCCCAUUCCCGCCCACGCCGAGGUCAAACGAGCCGAUUGGUCCUCCAUGAGGGGCACCUGGGGCAAGCGGGGUGACAUGGAUGCCGAGGGAGACGUCGUCGAGGUCCCCGAAGACAAAAGAGCAGGCUGGAAUAAGUUCCAGGGUUCCUGGGGCAAACGAAGUGACGAGAUGACAGACGCGGAUUUACAGAUGGCAGAAGAUAAACGCGCAAACUGGAACAAAUUCCAAGGAUCCUGGGGUAAACGGGAUGGAGACUAUGAGAUGGCCGAGGAUAAGCGAGCCAACUGGAACAAAUUCCAGGGAUCCUGGGGCAAACGAGAUGGAGACUUCGACGCUGAAGACGAGAAACGCGGAAACUGGAAAAAUUUCCAGGGAUCUUGGGGCAAACGCGGCGAUGAACUGGUAGCCGAGGAAGAGAAACGCGGAAACUGGAAAAACUUCCAGGGAUCCUGGGGAAAGCGAGAUGACGAUCUCAUGGAUGCCGAAGAGAAGAGAGCCAACUGGAACAAAUUCCAAGGAUCCUGGGGCAAGAGGAACAACUGGAGCAGCCUUCAGGGAUCAUGGGGCAAACGAGAUGUACCUGCAGAGACACUGGAAGAACUGGAAAAGCGAGCUGGAUGGUCCAGUCUUCAGGGAUCCUGGGGAAAGAGAGCGUGGAAGAACCUCCACGGCGCCUGGGGCAAACGCUCUGGCUUCGCCGACGACUUCACCGACGAGGACGAGCAGGAACAGGAAGAAGAAGAGCUGCAGAGGGCGCUGCUGUCUCCCGUGGCCUUAGCUAGACUCAUGAAGGCCACGCCCCAGAAGCGCGGGUGGUCCAUCUGGGGCAAGAAGCCCGAUUAUCCUGGAAGGGUGUCUCCCCGUUCAACUAAUUGGUCCAGUCUCAGAGGUACCUGGGGAAAGCGCAGCGCAGAUUGGAGUAGUCUGAGGGGAGCCUGGGGAAAGAAAAACAAUGAUUGGUCACAGUUCCGAGGAUCUUGGGGAAAACGAGCUCUAGGUGAAGAAGACACUGGCGCCGCCCCACAGACAGCUUAAGCACAGGAAAAACAGCAGCAAGAAGCAACAGGACCCCUCAGAACUAUAGAAUUCUUGGAUUUCGUUUGUUUUUUUUCGGCAAAAUUUUUGACAGAAUAUUGCGCUCCAUAAUCGUCAUUGCUCUUAUUUUUUCAGUUUUUUUUCCAGUUUUCAAGAUGUUGGAUAUAUAAAUAUAUAUAUAAUAUGAGUGUUCGAUGUCAAAUCAUUAAGAAAUGUUCUACUGAACUGUCCAUAUGGAAAUAUGUACAACUUUAGAAAUUAUAUUUAUCAAUAGGUUAUAUAUACGCAUGUAGACUAUCAGUCCAUACAUAUGUAUAUAUAUAUAUAUAU
Molecule: messenger RNA, 1817 nt
Organism: Macrobrachium nipponense
Lineage: Eukaryota; Metazoa; Arthropoda; Malacostraca; Decapoda; Palaemonidae
Gene: Mip
Product: prothoracicostatic peptides-like
Exons: 12
Coding region: 366-1487 (373 amino acids)
Source: RefSeq, a predicted model, not a curated record